Molecule: messenger RNA, 1101 nt
Organism: Capsicum annuum
Lineage: Eukaryota; Viridiplantae; Streptophyta; Magnoliopsida; Solanales; Solanaceae
Product: protein LURP-one-related 11
Exons: 3
Coding region: 91-699 (202 amino acids)
Source: RefSeq, a predicted model, not a curated record
AAGUCAUUCAUUGUGUACUUUGGGGUAAACAAGUUGAAAGCUCCUUGAAUACUACUACUUCCUUUGUUCAUUCAAGAAAUUAUAAUUUCAAUGGCCAAAAUUCAUCCAGAAACACUCAAGCACUCUUCUUCUAAUUCAUUUUCCUUUCCUUGUUAUGUGACAUCCACAAGAGAAACAUUUACUAUAUUGAUGAAGUCCCUAGUAUACCAUGGGAAUGGUUGCACUGUCUUUAAUUCUAAAGGUGAAAUUAUUUUCAGAGUUGACAAUUACCAAGAACGAAAUAGCAAUGAAGUGUUCCUCAUGGAUCUUUGUGGACAAGUUCUCUUCUCCAUUAAAAAAGAGAAACUAAGAUUACUUGGUCGUUGGAGUGGAUAUUUAAGUGGUGGAUUUAAAGGGAAGCCAUGGUUUCAAGUGAGAAGAAAUUGGAAGUUUUCAAGAGGAAACGUUAUUUGUAAUGUAAAUUUGGGGUGUGAAAAAUCUUUUGAAAGUUGCUACAAAAUUCAGCAAAUCGACAAAAAAUCAGCAUUUCGAGUUUCAAAUAAUGUUGGUCAACUUGUUGCAGAGGUAAAACAAAAACAAUCAUCAAGAGGAUUUGGAUAUGGUGAUGAUGUGCUAACUCUAGAAGUGGAACCUCAAGUAGAUUAUUCAUUUAUUGUGGCUCUUGUGACAAUAUGUGGUUUGAUCAAACGCAAAUUAUAAAGAAUAAUUAGACUGAAAUGACUUGCACAAGAUAAUCAUAGAUGGACAAUUAAACACGAGGGUUAUGCUUGUUACGAAAAAUUCUGAAAAGUUAAAAUAGAUGGACAAUUAAAUACGAGGGUUAUACUACGAAAAAUUCUGAAAAGUUCAAAUAGAUGGACAUUUAAACACGAGAGUUGUACUCGUUAGAAGAAAUCUUGAAAAGUUUAAAAUUCAUGGACUCCUCAGCAUGAACCAUGUUGGGCUUCAUGUUCAUUUUGGGCCGUGUGAGGAAUCAAGACCUAUUCUGACUGAGCCCUCUAAUUCACCCACCACUAAUGUAGAGCUAAAUUCUUAUGUAUUUUGAUAAUUUUGCCCUUGAUGUAUAUAUGUUUUCAAAUAUAGUCUAUUUAGUUUAGCUGA